AACCUGCUGAGUUACGUAACAUUAGAAACAUCUCUGAGGAAAAGGACACUGGUGAUCCGAAAACACAGUACAUGGAUACCAAAUGUUGAAAUUGCUCAGUUUAAAUGGACAGACCGUUCUAAUGUUUACGGUUUUGGACCUUCACUGCUCCAUCUGAAAAGAGAUAUCAAUAAUCCAUAAACACUAUGGUGACUAACCAUAGGUUUGACAUUUUCUCAAGACCUUUCAAUACAUCAGAAGUGAUGCUGGACCUCUCCAGUGGUACAUAAAAACAGAUUUGAGCCCAAACUGUUACUGACCCAACCGACCCCUGCACGUGGGUGGAGAAAGACUAAAUCUUUCCGAUGUCAGAUGAAAAUAUCGUGCCAAAGCUUUCACUGACAGGUGAAUUUCUCUGCCUUUGAAGCUCAGUUAAGCGUGAAGCCAGAGACGCUGUAUUGAGCUGAACAUGUUCCAGGUGCCGACACUCAUAUGUGAGCGAGUCAAAACGAGACGGACCGUCUGCUGCUGCAACAAACAGCAUCAUUUAAAAGAUCCAAUGUGUCAUUUUUUGGAGGACCUAUUGUCAGAAAUGCUAAAUAAAAUACAUAGAUGUUUACAAAGACCUUAGAUAAUAAGGCGUUAUUUUAAUAUUACCUUAGAAUGAGCUAUUUCUAUCUACAUACAAUGCGGGUCCCCUUGCAUGGAAUUCGUCAUGUUGUUUCUACAGUAGCCCUAAACGGACAAACUGCUUUACAGAGAACCUUUCCUAAAUACGUUAUCUCCUUCAGCAAAGAAGCAAAAACAUGACAACAUCUUAGUCCUGUGUCAGCCUCCGUAGUGCUUCGAAAGGGAGGGGUGAGCCGUUGGUUGCAUUUCGAAACCUCACCACUAGAUGCCGCUAAAUGUUUAAACCUGUAUAUGUAUAAAUCAUGUAUGGUUGUAGGAACAUUAGACUUUAUUGGGAUGGACAUGUUUUUGUAAUCCUGAAUUGUAGUACCAAAGCUAAUAUUGUUGGAAGUACUGACGUUUUAUGCAUAAGAGUUAGGAGUGAAAUUAUGUUAUUGAUGAUACCCUUUUUUUUAGCUUGUACAUGAGAUCAGGUGACAGUCUCACGGUGCCAAAUUAUGAACUGUCUGCAAACCCUUGUCCCCUUUGUAUGUCCCCUUUUAAUGCCCCAGAAAGAGACGGAAAGAGGCCAUGUGGCCAACUGGUAAAACAACCACGCUUGUUUAAUUGAAACUGAAAUCAGAAACGGAUAAAUAAGUGGGUCAACUUAUUAUUACAGACAAAGUAAAUGUGUUUCUCUAUAGAGCCUCUCUUUUACCAAAUGUAUUUGUCAAGUUUGUGAUGAAGCUAACAUCAGUCUGUGAGCUGAAGCUGGAUGGAAAAUGUCACUUGUCUCAUCUCCUGGACCACUGAGACUGACUGUGAACUGAAAGUGCUGGUGGUUUCUGAUGAUGUGAGUGGUCGAGAGAGCGAGAGAGAGCAGGUGCCACUUUGAUCACCACCUGCAUCCGCUGGAGCCACUCGCACUUAUUUUCACUAAUAAGUCAUCCUCUAAUUUUUAUCCCAGUCUAAACUCAUUUCUGGUUCAGACCAUAUAUAUGUGCUUAGAUUUCUGAAGGUGUCACAUCUCAAUAAGACCUGGUGCUCUCAAUUCUUGUUUAUGUGUUGAGACUUUUUUCUGAUUGGCCGAGUCCUCUGUGAAAGUUCUGGGAGGAGUCAGGAGCCUUGCAUCACACCCCUUACCGUAGGUUAGACACUCAUAUUAACACCUUGCCACAUUCCUCACUGGGGUAACACACACACACAUAUACUGUGCAAAAUGAGGAACAAGGAAUAUUUUGAUGUAGGAGUGUGUGUAUUUGCACGGACACGCACUCCCACAUGCCACACUCUUGCCCACUGCUUCAACAACCAUCAUGACUGUAAAUGCAACUAAAGCUCUCCUCAAAGAUAUCAAACUGUUGGCUUGCACUCACUGUCUGGUCAUUGUGGAUUCUAGAUUUCUUGUGCACGCAGCUGCACCGUGCAGAAAAUGUGUACGGCACAACCCAUCUCUGGAGGCUUUUCAGGCCUUGUGCUCUUUUAGUAUCACCCAGAGCUCCAAGACUGACCAGACCUUCUACUGAAGUGCUCACAGACUGGACUGCCACACUGAAGCCAUGCAGAACACUGAAGCUCUACUCAAGCUUCUCUGCUGUGUAGGUAUUAUGCAUCAAUUUACAAUAGUAAUGGGUGACCCUACAAACGUUGUCCACGCCUGUCAAGAUCACCAAUCACAUUGCGUCCAAGACUCAAUGAAACAGGAAGAUGAUCUGCUGGGAAAUCCGGAUGAUGCAGAUGUUGUCCAAUCUCUCUCCACCUCAGCAGCCGUGACGCAAACAGAGGAUCAAGAUAUAACUCUGAAGACUGACACAGCAAACAACAAUUAUCAGUGCUUACAUAUGAUGUCACUUCCUGUGCCAGGUACACUUUCUAAUUCGCAGUCACAGAGCAGAUUAAUAGAGUCAGCUCUUCCAUCAGACCCUGAUCAAGGAAAAGAGCAAACUUUGACAAAACCACCUGAAUCGGCAUUGAGAUGUUCUUUUAAUGCCACGCGUGAAACACCAGCAGAAUGGACCAAAUCUUCUGGUUCCGCUCAGCCCACCCCAACAACUCAGUCGUUUGUCUUUCCAGAGACCACGGACAUGCUUGACCCUGAGCUUAAGUUUGAACCUGUCACGAACGUGAGAAAUACUGAUCUAAAGCCGGCUACAUUUCAUGUUUUACAAGCUAAAACGUCUUUGGAGAUGAGCACCAAUGUCAGAUCAGAGACUGCGGAGGUCAAAGAUCAACCCACAGAGCGACCAGAGCUAACAGAUUUCAAAAACAAUACAGAGUUUACCUUUGUAACUUCGAUGAAGCGUAAAGAAAUAUCUAGAACUGAACAUUCAGUGACAAAUGUCUAUCCAACUCAUGCUUUAGACACGGCCAGUGAUGUCUCACGAAAGAAAUCCGCUGAAGAUUCAAUCACAACGGCAAUAGAUUCACCUCAGAACUGGACAACCGUAACCGUGGAAACCAGCACCGGCAGCACCCUGGUCAAUAAAGUAUGGUCACGGGAAAAGAAAACAGAAAUCAGAGCGACUCGUGGACCCACGACACUAAGGCAAAAACACCCUUUAGCAAUUACUCAACAAGCGCCGUUUCAUCAACCCGAGGGUCCCAGCGUUGAACAAGAGCAAAUUAGUUCUGCACCAAGAGAGAGAGAGGAAAAGAUGAAUACAGAUGAUUCUCCACAGGUCAGUCAAGAGGAACCCAAACACAAAAGUAUUCCAGAUCCAAAAACAGCCGGAAGCGAUGAAUCAAAGUCUGAUUGUUAUUCAGGCGACACUGCUGCGUGUCCACAACGUCCAACCACUGCACCAGCCAAUCAGAUGCAAAGAAACACUAUAAUACAUCGACCAGGUUUCAGAGGUCCAAGGGGGUAUCCAGGUCCAUCAGGGUUGCCAGGUCCUUCAGGUGAAAAGGGGGACAAAGGUUAUGCAGGAGUAAUGGGCCGUACGGGUCCUACCGGGCACAGAGGACCUAUUGGACCACCUGGCAUGCCUGCUAUCAUUAUAUGGAAAACAUCAGAGGAAGAAUGGCAAGCGUUCAAGAAAAAGAAAUUCUACAAAAAUCUAGUGUCAUCAUGGCCGAGAGUAAAGGGGUUACAGGGGCCUUUGGGACCACCUGGAGAUCCUGGACCACCUGGACCAUCUGGAAUUCCAGGGAAACAGGGGAAGAAGGGAGAACCAGGGAAAAUCGGAAGAAUUGGACCUGUUGGAAUGCCAGGCCCACCUGGGAGACCAGGACGAGAGGGCACACCUGGGAAUGAUGGGGAUAUAAGCCUACCAGGACCACCCGGGGUGGAUGGUCCAAAAGGUUUUGAAGGAGAGAAGGGCAUUAAGGGGGAGAUGGGUGAGUGGGGGGACAUUGGAGAACCAGGACCACAUGGAAACAAAGGAAAGAAAGGACAGAAGGGAAACAAGGGGAAGCAAGGCCACGCCGGAGUAACAGGGUAUAUUGGGUCACCUGGACCCAGAGGUUCCCGGGGGGUCAUAGGAGCGACUGGUCCACCUGGAGAGCCGGGUGGGCUUGGGUUCACUGGAUCACCAGGACCACCAGGACGUAUGGGACCAAGAGGGUUAAAGGGAGUUCCGGGUGUUAACAGACCACCUGGGCGACUUGGUGAGAUAGGACCAAAAGGACAACCAGGCAAACCAGGAGAAGAAGGUCCAGAUGGGGUUGUUGGUGUUCGGGGACCCCCUGGAGCACAGGGCAAACCUGGGGGAGAUGGACCACCAAGCCUGAAAGGAGACCCUGGAGAUAUGGGAAUUGAGGGAGCAAUUGGAGAUCCAGGAUCACCAGGCUUUAAAGGUUCCAGUGGAAAAGCGGGAAAUCGUGGGCCUUCAGGUGAUCCAGGUCUGAAAGCAUUUCGUGGGAUGAAAGGUGAUUUAGGCCAAAAAGGAGAUCGAGGUCCUCCAGGGUUGCCGGGUAAAAAAGGUUUCAGAGGAAGAGGAGGGCAGUCUGGUGUGCAGGGAGAGAUAGGGCCCAUCGGCCCCGCUGGUUUAGCAGGACCCACAGGCUAUGAUGGACCUAUUGGAGAACCUGGGAGACAGGGACAAGAUGGACCUAAGGGAGAGAGAGGUCCUUCUGGUAUCCAAGGUGUUCCUGGACCACGAGGUGAUAAGGGUCGUAUUGGUCAAGGUGGAUUUACUGGUUUUCCAGGACCUUUGGGUGAGAUGGGAAAAUCUGGAGAACAAGGACCUGAAGGAGAGCCGGGUAUUAAGGGUAGACCAGGAGUGCCAGGAGGAACUGGAUUUAAAGGUGAAAAGGGACCGCAGGGUGUUUCUGGGAAUCGAGGGCUGGAUGGUAUCGAUGGUGCACAUGGAGCUGUUGGACCACCAGGAUCAGAUGGAGAUAAAGGAGCUCAAGGACCCAGAGGAUUACAAGGAAAGCCGGGUGCAACAGGAAUCCAAGGUCUUGUUGGGAAAAGUGGGGAAGCAGGGAGCCGAGGUCUGGCUGGCAAACUAGGAAACCCUGGGAUCAGGGGUGUUAAAGGCAAAGAGGGUUCAAAGGGGCUUCCUGGCAGUCCUGGAGAAAAGGGGACAAAAGGCCCAGAGGGACCGAAGGGAGAGCCUGGUCCACCAGGUUCUCGAGGAAUACCAGGACAGAAGGGUUACAUUGGACCCCCUGGCAUACAAGGAAACAUAGGCCAGUGGGGUGAGGCGGGUCGGCGAGGGCCAAAAGGAGACCAAGGACCCCAAGGUUCCCCUGGGCCACAUGGAGUGGCGGGUUACACAGGUAAGGAUGGACCAUCUGGUCCUCCUGGGCCUCCAGGAGACAAAGGUAACCAGGGAUCGAGAGGAGCCUUUGGUCAAAAGGGAGUUGCUGGUGUCGAUGGUGAGGAGGGCUCAGUUGGGGUAUUUGGACCGACCGGACCAGCAGGAAUUAAAGCAUUACCUGGUGAGAGUGGUAAAGCAGGAUCUCCUGGGGAUCGGGGCCCAAAGGGUUUUCAAGGAGAGAAAGGAAAUGAAGGCGCACCCGGAAUGAAGGGACCAAGAGGAAGACAAGGUUUGAGUGGUUCUCCAGGGCACAAGGGAGACCCUGGAUCACCUGGUGAGAAAGGUCAGCCAGGUGUCAGAGGUCGCUCUGGUUUGGCAGGAAGAUACGGUCCUGGGGGGAACAUUGGAGAAUUUGGAGGAAAAGGCGACAAAGGUCUACACGGACUUGAUGGUGAAGCAGGAACUAUUGGCCCUCAAGGUCCAACUGGUGCAGUUGGAUUAUCGGGUUUGCCAGGAAAUAAAGGAGUUGUUGGAGAAAGUGGACAACGUGGGUCAAAAGGGGAGCCAGGAGAUAAAGGGAGUUCAGGGGUUCCUGGGAGAACUGGACCAAUUGGAGCUUCAGGUGUAACUGGAAAGAAAGGAGAUUCUGGAGAACAAGGCAAAAUGGGACCAUUAGGUCAUCCAGGAUCUGUGGGUCCUUAUGGAGGAAAGGGAAGACCAGGAACUUCUGGACCUCCAGGUGAAAAAGGAGACAAAGGUCAACCAGGGCCAAAGGGAAAAAGUGGUUUUCCUGGAAAAAGAGGGCCUAAAGGUGUUGCAGGAAAGCCAGGACCUCAAGGACCAAAAGGGAAAGUUGGCAAUCCUGGUUUCCCUGGAAAUAAAGGACGUAGUGGAACAGAUGGACUGCUGGGAGUCGUGGGUACAGAGGGAGAUCCAGGUGACACUGGAUUUAGAGGACCUCCAGGAAGACCAGGUGAACCGGGUAGUACUGGUGUCCCAGGAAUACCAGGUUUGAAGGGGAAGCAAGGCCCAUCUGGACCAAAGGGCUCUAUGGGAUUGAAAGGUAAACCAGGACCCGCUGGGCCAGUUGGACCAAAGGGAAUUCCAGGACUUGACGGUGAAAAGGGAGAUGUUGGUCAGAAAGGACCAAAGGGCUAUACUGGUAUAAUAGGAUUGCAAGGGCCUGUUGGUCCACCAGGAGACCAAGGAAAACAAGGCGCUCCAGGGAACAAGGGCCGACCUGGGCCAGAAGGCAUACAGGGUGAAACUGGUGCACGUGGUCCUCCCGGCACUCGAGGAACUCGCGGCACAUCUGGUCCAUCUGGAAUGAAGGGUUUGAAAGGGGUUCAGGGAUUACCAGGCAGAAAAGGCGUGAAAGGUCAGAAAGGACAACCUGGGAAAUCGGGUCUUGGCCAGCAAACACCACGACAACAUACUUUACUUCCGGCUCAGAGAAGACGAUCACAAAAUAACACAGCAUUGUUAUCCAAAAAGCCUCGCUUUGAUGAGAAUGAGAAAAGGAAUGAGAAACACAGCCGUGCAGACAGCUGGUCUCUGGGUACUAAAGACAAUCCUGCGACCUCCUGCAGAGAGCUGAGUCUCAUCCACCCUCCCCUGAGCAAUGGUCAUUACCACAUUGAUCCUAACCAGGGAUGUCCAUUUGAUGCUCUCCAAGUCUACUGCAAUUUCACUGCUGGUGGUUUAACCUGCGUGUCCCCUGUCCAGUCUGAAAUUUCAGGAAUAUGGCCAUCAGAUGACAGAUCUAAGAAGUGGUUUAGUGAACUUCAAAGAGGCUUCAGGUUUGAGUACAAAGACCUCUAUAUUGUCCAACUGCAAUUUUUGGGAUUGCACAGCAACUCUGCCACACAAAGCAUCAGGCUUACAUGUCCCAAACACAACAGGACCACAGCUGAACAUGAGGGUCAAACCAAGAGGAUAUUGCACUUACGAGGAAACUUCAAUGAAGAAAUUGAUCCAUCUCACAUUAUCAUAUCGAAACAUGGCUGUGAGGUAGUAAUGCAGGUGAAGAUUGUGUGUGGUUCAGAGCCCCACAAGGGAGGCAUGAAACUUCCCAUAAGAGAGGUUUCUGUGGAUGGCGGAAAGGAAAACUGGGACGGGGAUGUAAGCUUCGUUCUAGGACCUUUAUGUUUCUUAUAGCCUUCUUCCAAAAAUAGACGGCACCUCACAGACCAAAUGUCAUGAAAGCAAUGAUAUUGUUGUGUUGUGUAUGUUAUAAUGUAAGGUACAUUAGGUUCAGCUAUACUGUAUCUCUGGUUUUAGUCAUUCUAACAUGCUUGUCAAUACAUUGAAAGUAGUGCAACAUUUAUAUGUCCAUGUCAGUUUAUUAACAGUAUUCUUGUGUGUCAGUGGGUUGUAUUUAUGAUAAUGUGUUAUACAGUGUUUUUUCAAAACCUCAUGUACAAUUGCCUUGUAGUAAUUUGUCACCUUCCUCAAUGGUGACAAAUGCAAUAAUGCAAUAAACCAUGAAUGACCAAUACUCUGUUCAAUUCUUAAUCAUUGUACAACUGUCUGAUGAAUUGUGUGUUAAAUAAAAACAUGGCCAUCAAUCAAGAUCAAACAAAGUCUUUAUCAUUUAAACGCUGCAUAAAUUUAACCCUCACUUCAUUUCAAACAUUAUAUUUCAA
Molecule: messenger RNA, 7936 nt
Organism: Triplophysa rosa
Lineage: Eukaryota; Metazoa; Chordata; Actinopteri; Cypriniformes; Nemacheilidae
Product: collagen alpha-1(I) chain
Exons: 66
Coding region: 2148-7448 (1766 amino acids)
Molecular function (GO): extracellular matrix structural constituent
Source: RefSeq, a predicted model, not a curated record